Molecule: messenger RNA, 1916 nt
Organism: Cuscuta epithymum
Lineage: Eukaryota; Viridiplantae; Streptophyta; Magnoliopsida; Solanales; Convolvulaceae
Source: the annotation of a GenBank genome assembly
CAUCACAGUGAUGCACCACGACUCGGAUAAAUGCCUAUAUAAAUCCCCUAUUUGAGUAUUUUCCCCAAACACACUUCGAGGAAAGGUGAAGCGUCAAAAGCCAGAGGACCUAGGGUUACUUGCUAGGGCUUCCCGGGAACUUCCGUUUCCUGUUCUCUCUACGUGCGUAUGCGCAUUGCACAUGGAUUAAUGGACAUUUAUUUGUAUCGAUUGUCGCUUGCUUCAAAAUCGUAUAAACAUUAAGGUUUUAUACUUGUUUUUUCAAUACUCGAUAGCUGUAGACAUUGAUAAUAAAUCGAAUUCGGCGAUUGGAUAUAGAUUUGGUUUUUGCACGUCCAAUCAAUCGAAACGAAUAAGUUGAAUUUGUAAAAAAUGCGAAGAAUGCUGAAUCCAAAAAGGGUUACUUGGGCUUCAGAUGUAAACCUUUGUCAGGUAAGGCUAUUCUUAUCUGAAGAGUCUCCUUUACAAGUUGGAUUAAGUUCUCAAGAUCACCUCCAGGCAAAGCCAUCUCUUGAAGGUGGAAUCACAAAUGAUGAUAAUUUGCCUCCAGGUUUCGAGGCAGUCCUGGGUUCUACCCUUUGUAAAACUAAGUUAGAUCAAAUACCUCUCAUCAAAUGGGAGCGUCCUCCCAGUUUCAUAUUGGAUGCCAGCUGGCAAGUUGUUGCUGGUGAGGAGAGCCAAGAGAGGGAAGCUCAACAGCAACGAGAGAUGAGAGUGCUUGAAGCAAUAUAUCCUCGCCCAUCUUCUAUUCCCCUCAACCCUUCAGUGGUGCCAACGGAACGCAUGGUUGUUCACAAUGUUCAUCAUCAACACACUCCUCUGAUUCCCAUCACACCCAUGGAAGAAGAUGACACAGCAGACACAUCAGUUUCACAACAUGAUGUUUCUGCGGCUGGUCCCAAUAUGACAAACCUAACCUCACCGUUGAUAAUGGAGGAGUCUGGAAGUGCUACUGCCUUGUCCCAUACAACCACCACCGGAUCUUCUGCCUCUUCCUCAGGUGGAGGAUUGGAACCUGAUGCUCUUGCGGUGGCACAAGCCGCCUUGAGUUGUAUAAUGGCUAAUGACCAUGGAAACCUCAUUGAUCGUGAACUCCUCAUCAAGAUCCUAAGUGACCCUCAAAUUAUUGGGGAGUUAGUAAGCCUUCACGGCGGCGAUGGAGGGGGCUCUGAUCUGAGUAGGAAUAAUAGUAGUUUACAACUACACAUGAUCAGACCUUCUAACAUGAGGCCACCGGAGAUUAGUUUCUCAAAUCCAAAACCCUCACCUUCUUCUUUCCCACUCACCACUACUGGUGUUCCUUUCAAACCUCCUUCACCUAGUAGGGUGGGAGCCAUACCCAACUCGGCAUCAGCAACUUCAUCCUCCACUGCCCCUGCGAAGGACCUGAACUACUACAAAAGCCUUAUCCAACAACAUGGAGGAGAAAGACAGGACACACCACCACCGUUACUGCCGCCAACACCAAUCUGCAGCGGCCGUGGAAAUCAACUCAGAGAUUCUUCUCCGGCUCAAGAACCAUUAGUGCCGUCAAUAAUUAGUUCUCGGUCAUCAUCAAGAGAUUUCAAUAAAUCAAAGAUAAUGAAGCCUUGCAUUUAUUACAACAGUGCAAGGGGGUGCCGCCAUGGGAUAAAAUGUGCUUUUUUGCAUAAUGCAUGCGCCCCACAGCCAUCAUCCCGGCCGAGGAUCGGUAGUUAUCGGGACGUGCAAAGUACAAAGAGAAUGAAAAUGGAGAGGGAGAUAACUGGAACGUGAUAUUUGUUGAGGUGUUACCAUUUGAUGCAUGUUUGUACAUUUCUGUCCCUUUUCCGACCUGCAGUGUUGUGGAUUGGUGCUGGGCGCUGGCCCUUCCUUUUUAUCAUAAAAUUAUUUUUUAUUAUUUUUUGUUUAUUAUUAAUAUGCAUUGGUUCUUUUCC